Messenger RNA from Selaginella moellendorffii, 699 nucleotides. Its product is annotated as putative pentatricopeptide repeat-containing protein At1g68930. Gene Ontology annotation, biological process: RNA modification. NCBI's taxonomy places the organism in Eukaryota, Viridiplantae, Streptophyta, Lycopodiopsida, Selaginellales, Selaginellaceae. Bases 1 to 699 code for a protein of 232 amino acids. The transcript has a single exon. Gene Ontology annotation, molecular function: RNA binding; protein binding. The record is from RefSeq and is a predicted model, not a curated record.
AUGCUGGACGCUCGAGCGGUGUUCGACCAGAUGAAGCAUCACGACGUCGUGUCGUGGACCUCGUUGCUACUGGGAUACGCUGAGACAGGGGAGAGCAAGAUGGUUUUGGAGCUGUUCAAAGCUUUUGAAUGCACAGGGCUGGAAGCAACGCUGCCAACCUUUGCAGCGGUGCUGAUGGCUUGCGGGACUUUGGUGGAUCUGGAAACCGGAAGGAAAAUCCAUGCCGGGAUCUGCAAGAGGGGACUGGAGAGCAGCAGCGUCACAAACAGUGUCAUCGAUUUCUACGGCAAGUGUGGAAGUAUAGCCGUUGCUCAGCACAUCUUCGAUUCUGCUGUGAUAUCCAGAGACGUGGUUUUGUGGAACACACUGAUAGCAAGCUAUAGUCACCAAGGCGACGCAGCCAAAGUGGUGGAGAUCUUUGGUAACGUGCUAGAGGAGGGCGUCAGGCCGGAUGGAUUUACGUUCCUCUCGGUUAUCGCAGCGUGCAGUGCCGCGGGAUGGAUCGAGCAGGGCCGGAAGUUUUUCCAGGAGAUGUGGAGGUAUGGCGUAGCUCCAGGCCUUCGCCACUACUCUAGCAUGGUGGACUUGUUUGGUCGGGCGAGCUCUCUCGAGGAAGCGGUAGCAGUGGAGCGAGCCAUGCCUUUCAAGCACGAUCAAGUAGCACGCACGACAUUGUUGGCAGCCAGUUUGCGUGAUUAA